Messenger RNA from Mercenaria mercenaria, 9418 nucleotides. RefSeq names its product dual specificity protein phosphatase 3-like. The record is from RefSeq and is a predicted model, not a curated record. The transcript has 6 exons. Gene Ontology annotation, cellular component: cytoplasm. Lineage: Eukaryota; Metazoa; Mollusca; Bivalvia; Venerida; Veneridae. Gene Ontology annotation, biological process: negative regulation of MAPK cascade; protein dephosphorylation. Gene Ontology annotation, molecular function: MAP kinase phosphatase activity; protein tyrosine/serine/threonine phosphatase activity. Bases 272 to 877 code for a protein of 201 amino acids.
GGAAGUUGAAAGACGUGACUACCUGAGAAACAAAACAUUGUGAAAUUUCUGCUUAUUUGUGUUUUUGGACAAGAUCUGAAGUAGAACUGUCGGGCUAUAACAUUUUUUAUCGAUACCAAUAACACCCUUGCUGUAUAGGGAUCUAUAUUAUGUUGUCGGAGAUGACUUAAUCUACAGUAUCCCGAACAAUGUGGUCACCGCAAUAUGCAUUUUCCCAAAAGAUGUCAUCCAGUAUUGGUGACACUACAUAGUCACAAACAGGUGUGCAAGGAUGAGCUACAACCAGAUGCUCUACUCCAAAGUUAGAGAGUAUAUAAUAACAUCAACUGAUGCUCGUCUCCAUGGCAGCAACUCUUCAAUUGGAGCUGCACCUACAUUUUGGAUGUUCACGCUUCCUCAGGCGCCAGAGAAUAGCUACGAUGAGGUAUAUCCUGGAAUAUAUAUGGGAGAUUCGAAAUUUGUUUUGGAUAAAGAACAUCUGAAGAAGCUUGGGAUAACACAUUUAGUGAACUGUUCUCAGGGAAAAAGUUCCAGGGAGAUUAAUACAGACUCAGGAUUUUAUCGUGAUGCUGGUAUAAAAUUUCUGGGUAUCAAGGCUCUCGAUACGACAACGUUCAAUAUGAUGCCUUAUUUCCUGCCAGCCGCAGAGUUUAUAAACAAGGCUUUGAAAGGCGGAGGAAAAGUGUUUAUUCACUGCUUCAAAGGAGUAAGCCGUUCAGCCACCAUAUUUAUUGCCUACCUCAUGCUUAAGUGCAACAUAAAUCUUCUUGAAGCUGCAAAGAUUGUAAGAGCCAGAAGAAAAGUUCAUCCGAAUGACGGAUUUAUACGACAACUUUGUAUUCUCAAUCGUGAUCUCUUCGAGAAAACAUCGGAUUAAAAGGAAUUGCCAUAUUUAUCAACUCCAAUAUCUCCACAUAUCUGCUGAAAUUUGUUGUUAUUUUUGUGUUGUUUGUUUUGCUUUAUGGUAGAAAAAGUGUUUCCAUUUUGUGCAAAAUGUAGAAUGAACAGAUUGCAUAGGUUGUUAAAUUGUUUGACACAAAAUGAUUUGGUAUUGUAUAUAUAUAUAUGUAGAAACAGCAGUAUCAGUCUCUUUUGCUUUUAGAAGUUGUUUUUAUGCUUUAAACUGUUUGCAUAACUUAAAGGUUUUCAGUCAUAAGUAAUUUUUCCGUACAUUUUAAAAUAUUCAGGGAUUUAAGACCAGAUAUUACAAAAAAGCUGCUCCAAUAGGUAUAAUUGUUUGUUUUCAUGAAGUAUAACAUAUAUUUGUAUUGUUUGUUCUUAAGCAAUUUAUGAUACUUUCAUGACUGUUCUCUUGUUUAUACCAUUUUUUUUGCUUUUGAAUUUGUAAAAAUGACUUGAGGUUGUACUCAGUGGUGACAUUUACAAGUUAGGGAACACUUGAACAACUUAGAGAACACCGAAACAACUUAGGGAACACUGAAUCAACUUGGGGAACACUUAAAAAAACACCUUAGGGCACACUUAAAAAAAACAACUUAGGGAACAGUCAGGAACAACUUAGGGAACACUUAAAACAACUUAGGGAACACUUAAAACACAGGGAACACUGAAACAACUUAGGGAACAAUUAAAAAACAGGGAACACUGAAACAACUUAGGGAACACUUAAAAACAACUUAGGGAACACUUAAAAAAUACAACUUAGGGAACAGUCAGAAACAACUUAGGGAACACUUAGAAACAACUUAGGGAACAGUCAGGAACAACACAGGGAACAGUCGGGAACAACUUAGGGAACACUUAGAAACAACUUAGGGAACAGUCAGGAACAACACAGAACAGUCAGGAACAACACAGGGAACAGUCGGGAACAACUUAGGGAACACUUAGAAGUCACAACUUAGGGAACAGUCAGGAACAACUUAGGGAACACUUAGAAACAACUUAGGGAACACUUGAACUGUCAUUAUCAUGAUCAAACAUAGAAUUUCAGAAACAAACAGGAAAAAGUACUCUUUUUUGGGGAAAUUUUCAUUCACAUUUGUACAUAUGGGUAAAUUGUAAAAUGACUCAUCAGGAUUUAACCAAAACAUUUUAAGAUACAAACUUAGUCAGUCCUCCACCUGUUUUAAAUUGGGAAAUUGUAAGUACAUAUGAUUUUUGUUAAUUUAGAAGGAAUAGUGAUACAUACUGAGAACAGUAUAUAUGAAAAUGUAUAUGAUAGUUCAUGCAAAAUAUUAAUCUAGUCGAGAUGCACUUGUUAGCUGCAUUUAGUACACUAAUUCUAUACUGCCAUGUAUAAUGCACAAAUUUGCCAUAAUUAAGUUCUAUUUCCUUUGGUAGCCCAGUAUGUUAAGAUGCCUAAAAUAGAGGAAGCAUGGAUUUCUAAAGAAAAAAAUAAUGAAUGUGAGGAAACAAGAGUUUAGUUAAAACCUAUAUACAAGAUAUUGUUUGAACAUUAUACAAGCUGUACUGCUCAGUUGCAAUGCUACUGUUUGAUCUGCUUUUUCCAUAAUAGCAAGGUUUUUCUUUGAUUUCUCUUUUGAUAUAAGGCAAAUCAUUUUACACUUCAUUUUAAGGAACUCCAAGUGAAUGUUUAAAAUUUCAAAAUGUUUUGAGUAGUUUUGAAUUUAUUGUUGAAAAAGUUUUGAGUAUUUUCAGUUUUUGGCCAUUUUUGACACUGUUCAAAAGUUUUGAUAAGAGUAAUUUCAGUUUUUGGCCAUUUUUGACACUGUUCAAAAGUUUUGAUAAGAGUAAUUUCAGUUUUUGGCCAUUUUUGACACUGUUCAAAAGUUUUGAUAAGAGUAAUUUCAGUUUUUGGCCAUUUUUGAAACUGUUCAUUGAUGGGUUGUGAUAAAACUUUCAGGAUACUUUCAUUAGCACAAAAGCAAUUAUUUCCAUUAAAUUUGUUGAAACUUAUAUCUGGGUCUUACAAAAUAAUGCCGCUGUUCACAAACAACACUGUUACACAUGUGAUGCAUCAGACGGUAAUUGCUGUUCGUAUGUGUAGGAAAAAUAAAUCUGAGUACAAUUAAGUCAGACCAAAAUUGUCAAGCUUGUAUAUUGCAUAAAUUGAAUUCAAGGAUUAGAAGACUUUGUCAAACUAUUAUACUUCAAAGAAAUGUUAGUGAAGAACAUUUGAAAAAGCAUUUUAAUGUACUGGCUAUAAUAUGAAAUAAUUUUAUCUGAUAGUAAUUAUAUAUAGCCAAAACAUAGUUAGCAUUUUAUCUUUUUGAUAUAACAGGAUUAUUAUAUUAGCAUCAACAGGAUCAUAUUUGUACCUGUUUUUAUUAAUUCAAUAAAAAAUUAAUAAUUCAACAGAAAUUUAUGAGUGAAGAAUCAUUCUUUGCUAUUUUCAAGAGACAUUUUGUCAUUUAUCUGUAAAUACUAAAUAUCUUUGUAUUGUAUUUUUGUAUGUUUAUAAAAUUAUGAUGUUUACAUAAAUAAUUCUGUGAUAAUUGUAUAGAUCUACGAUAACAUCUUUAUUUUUGACUCACCAUUGGAUCUUGCUGUGUUUUUUACAAAUGCUGGAUCUUGCACUAUUUUUAUAUACACAUGCCUCCUUUACGAGGGAUUCAUCUUGAUGGGUGAUUUAUAUCCUAAGUGACCUUUAUUUGAUCAAACAUCUUUAAGAGAUGAUUUUAUGAAAGUUAACAUCACUUCAUAGUUUUAAACAAAGUAUUGCAUAGUAGCAGCUUUUAUGCCAAAAAAAGAAUGAGCUGCUGAAAAUCUGUUCUCUUACAUUUAAUUGCAUUUUCAUAAAGUAAUAUUUGAAUGUAUCUGUCAAUUUCCAUAUAUAGCUUGAACUCAUAUUUGAGGUUUUAUUUGUUGGGGACUACUUCUGGUGUCACCUGCACAUUUGGUGGUGUGUUGCCUUUAUUUGCUCACAAAUUUGUCAUUAAUUUUAGGAAUUAAAAGCAUAAUGCACAAAAAAGAAGGCAGUAUAGCUCAUACUUUGUAAGAGGUUAUUAGAUCAGAAUCAUGAAUUAUAUUGAAUCGGACAAAAUCUUGCUGAAAUAUUGACCUAGAUUUCUGAAGACAUUGUACUAAAUUUUCCUUUUAAUAAAUUUUUGCUUGACUUAGAAGUUUUGAAAAUAUGCUAAAUUGUAAAUAUUAGAAUUGAAAAUAAAUUUUAAACAAAUUUUCCACCAAUAAUGUAGAAGAUUUAAUAGGCUGUUUUCCUUUUUUUUUUUGAUUUUUAGCUCGACUAUUCGAAGAAUAAGUAGAGCUAUCCUACUCACCAUGGUGUCGGCAUCACACCUUGGUUAAGUUUUUCAUACCAGUCCACAUUUUGACAAAGUCUUAUGAGAUAAAGCUUUGAAACUUUCAACACUUGUUAACCAUCACCAUUUUCUAGCUUUAGGCAAGACUACAUAACUCCAUCAAGGAUUUUGGAUGAAUUAUGGCCCCUUUUAAUUUACAAAUCUUGGUUAAGUUUUUGGUACCAGUUCAUAUUUUGUGUAAAGUGUUUGACAUAUGGCUUUGAAACUUUUAUCACUUGUUUGUUAUAACAGUCUCUAUUUGUAGGCAAGAGUACAUAACUCUGUCAACUAUUUUGGCCUUUUCGGACUUGGAAAUUGGUACAGUUUUCGGACAAGCCAGUGUUUUGUCAAAACUAUUAGGCAUGUGGCUUUGAAACUUUGAAGACUUUAAAUAAGUUAAGUUUCGCAUACCAUUCCAUAUUUUGUCUAAACUGUUUGACAUAUGGCUUUGGAACUUUAAACACUUGCUUACCAUCAUGGUCAAACAUUGCCAUAUAGUGCAAGACUUAAAUACAUUCAAAUCCACAAAUACAGGUACAUUGUUUGUCUUAUCUAUUUUUUUCUUUUGUCUGAAAAUCUCUGGUAAUAUUUUGACCCCAUACUUCCAUCAAGUCUUCGAAUAGUUGAGAGUGCUGUCAACAGACAGCUCUUGUUUUGCAAAUUUCUCUUUCUAAAUUCUGGGUCUGAAGCUUUUUUAAGUCUGUAAAUUAAGCCUUAAAGCUAAAUAUAGUCAGUCAUAAAGUGGUGUGUAGAAAUGUUAGGACCUCUAUACAUGUCGUUUUCACACUGCAGAAGGUGCCUACAUUGCUCGCUUACAUCUAUGAUUAAAUGUUACUUUAUGUAAAUUUCACUAAACCGAAUAUGACAGCUGCCUUUAAAACAGUUUCAAAGGACUUAUAUUCCAAGUUGAUAUCAGUUUAGACUUAAUAUUACUACAUUGUUUAGAAACUUUUUCUUGAACCUUUCAUUCUUAACCCUUAUCAUGCUGGACACAAUUGAUUCUCCCUUUGUGACCAAUGUAGAUCAUGAUCAGCCUGCACAUCCAUGCAGUCUGAUCAAGAUCUGCAGUGUUUGCCAUUCAUUCAGUAUCUUUUUGGUAAGCACCCAUUUUAACAGUUAAUGGUACUGUCCAAUUGAAAGAUAGAUAAGUUCAUUAUAGAAAUUUAGCAGGGCAAGGAUUAAGUUACACAGUGCUGAGUAGUUUUCGGGAAAAAGUGGAAAUUUAUUUUUUAUUGGAAAUUCAAAAAUUGUGAAUGUGUAAUCUUAUAUUUGAUUAUUUAUAUUAUGAUAUUUUGUGUAUCAUUAAAUGAAAUGCAAUACCAGUCUGUAAAAUCUGUAAUGCCAUGACAACCAUGUCCCAUUGUAGUUUCAAAAUCAUGUACUGUGGAAGAAAACCAGAUACUAACUGAAUGUUCAUUUCUUUAUACAGUGAAACACUGCUCGCUCGAGGUCACUAGGGGAUGAGCAAAAUGCUCGAGUUAUCCAUGGUUUCGAGCGACCCAAACAUUGACCAACAUACGAAGAAAGUUGAAGUUUGUUUUACGAAUUGUCAUGGAGACCAUUUGCAGAGGAAACGGUGAUGCGUAUUUAUAUCACACUUGUGACAUUUAAAAAAAACGUAUUACAAACGUUAUUUAUGAUAGAUCGUAAGAAACAGCUAAGACAUUUUUUUUAUUUGAAAUACUGUAAUCGAAUUCGCAAUUUUCUUCUCCAAAUUAAGAUCUCAUUUUAUCGUCUCAAUUUUAUAAAAAGGCUAUCUUAUUUCCUGUAUUUGCAUGCAAACAACUGUUGAUUAAAAUAUUAAGAUCUCAUAAUUAUUUUCUCGAUCCCGCAGAAAAAAGUAAUAAUUAAUAACAAUUUUGAUCAAUGAAAUUUUUCUUCCACCUUUCAUCAGUAAUCAAAUUCAUUAUCAGAUCAAAUAUACCGACAAACAAACAUUUAAGAUAGUCGGGGAAUAGACCAUGCAAUUCUCACGACGUGGGAAGGUUUUAAAUUAACAUUAAAUUACAUUCUGACCGCCGAAGGUGUGAAAAAUUUUGACACCUCUGCUCGAGUUUGCCAUAAGCAACAAAGAGUAAAUUAAUACACAGGGACCAGGUGUCAUGCUCGAGCGAUCGAGUUAUCGAUGCUCAACCCAGCCAUGGUAAUUUCACAUAGAAAGUAGAAGGAAAUCGGCCGGGACCACAUGAAUUGCUCGAGCGAGCCUGGGUGCUGGAGUCAUCGAUGCUCGAGCGAGGGGUGUUUCACUGUAUUUACAUUCGCCCAAUUCUUUUCCAUCGAAAAUUAUGACGUUCAUUUUGUAUGAACAGCAAAACGAAAGGUGCCAAAACUAUGACAAUGCAGCUAAGUGAUAACUGAUCGCUGUUUUGGCGAUGUCUGCAUAUAGUCAGGGAGAACGUUCCUUAGAUGACAUCACAGUUGUUCUGUCUGAUGAACAAAAUGGUCGGGAAGCUGAUUUUAAUGUUAAAUGUGCAAAAUGAACAACAGAACAAGAUCAGCAAAUUAAACAUGAAUCACACUAGCAAUUCAUGGAUUUGCGGAACAUAUUCUGUCAUACAUUUUGCAUGAACACGGAAAAAAAAUUUCAUUUCUUAAUUACCAGUAGAUGUAUUUUGUUCUAAAAUGUUUAUAUAUUAUUAAGGCUGAAUAUAGCUGAAUGUAUUUGUUAACGCUUACACAUUUUACAAAAUGUUAGUAGUUUCCUUCAUUGCGUCUGUGAUAACCAAUAACUCACCACCGAAAUCUAUAUUCAUUAAAACCAUUAGUUUAUAUGUUUGUGCAGAAAUGCUUAAUGUUUAUAUUUAAGGAGAUAGUACUUAAAAUACUUUUAUAACAUAAAACAGUGAUAAUGAACUUUUCAACACUUACAUGUGCCUCUUUAACAGUUGCAUAUAUUUUCUAUCAAAGUAUUUUUAUAAAUAAUGAUUUACAAAUGUUAUCAUGUAAAUAUAUUUAAAAGAUCAGAUGUCCCAAUUUAAAAUUCACUUGCUGUGCAGAUAUGGAAUAACACUUAAAUAUCAUUUCUUAUAUGUACUGUGAAUUUGAUUGUGGUCAUAGAGCAAUCAUGUUUGUCUGGGAGAGGUUUUAGCAGUGUUAUUUUAGACCAAAAAAAAUGAGAUAAAUAUGUCAUAUGACAUUUUAAACAUACCCCUUCAUAGAUGAAUUGAAAUCUAUUUUGAUAUAGCUUAAUGAACAUGUUUGAUAUAAAGUGCAUAACUGACAUUGAGAAAUAACAGAAAAACUUCUGGUGACAUUGUUCAUCAGUUUAAAGGAGUCUUGGAAGAGUUACUUCUUUUAAGUUUUCACAAAAUGAAAUUUUUAGUAAAUAUCAAGAGAACUUUUUUUAAUCCAAAAUAUUGUGAACAGGUAGGUUAACCACAAAUUCGGGGACCAAUUUUAAAACUUCAGCAUCAAAUUGGUAGUUCUGUAUUGUCCAAAGGUCAAGGUCAUAUUGGAGGUAAAACAGUUUUAGAUCACUUUCUUUGUCUAGUUGGUAAAUUUUCAUACAUGCACAUAUUUUUAAAUAACUUUGUAUAAAUAUUCAAUUUAGGAAGCUGAUGUGCCAUUUGACCCAAUUAAAAAAUAGUUGGUGCAUCUUCUUCAGAAUUACUUCCCUUUAAUAUGAUGAAGUGUUUCAUUACAUUUUUUUCUCAGAUUUUCCUACAGAUUAGAAAAUGAAAUGAAUUUGAUUUCUUUAUUAGAUCACCUGAACCUAAGGUUCAGGGUGAGCUAUUAGUAUGGGGUGGAUGGUCCGUCGUCCAUUGUCUGUUGUCCACAUUUUUACUUAAAUAUCUUCUCCUCUGAAACUACUGGUCAGAAGAACACCAAAUUUGGUCUGUGGCAUCAUGGUGAGGUCCUCUAUCAAAUUUUUUUCAAAUGGGGACACUCAAAUGGCCCCUUUUAGGGGCUGCUAGAGCUAAAAAUAGAAAUACCUUUAAACGACUUCUUCUCAUGAACAGCUUGAUGGAUCUUCAUCAGACUUGGUCUGUAGCAUCAUUAUAAGGUCCUCUCCCAAAUUUGUUCAAAUUGGGGCACUUUUAGGGGCUGCUAGAGCUAAAAAUAGAAAUACCUUUUAAACAACUUCUUAUCAUGAACCGCUUGAUGGAUCUUCAUCAAACUUGGUUUGUAGCAUAAUUAUAUGGUCCUCCCAAGUUCGUUGAAAUGGGGGAACUAAUGGCCCCUUUUAGGGGCCGCUAGAGCUAAAAAUAGAAAAGUCUUUUAAUUUUAAUUAAAAAAAGAAAAUUAAUUCCUUUUUAAAUUUAAUACAUUGUCACAAGCAAGAUCUAAUUAGGUCAAGGUCUACCUUAGGUGAGCAACAUAGGCCCAUUUGGGCCUCUUGUAUUAAUUUAUGUGAAAACAAAUUGACACCUCUACAUUUUUGGGAAACGGUAUGCAAAUUUAAAUGCAAGCACUAUAACAUAAUUGUCUAUGUAGCACAAUAUUGCAUAUAUAUCAUUGACAGUAUCUGUUAUUAUAGAUCAUUAGGUUAUGCUGCAUCAACUUCCUCUAGAGGUUUCUGUAUUGUAUGACAAUACUUUAUUCACAUACUUAUCAUCAUAUAAACUAGUAAAGUAUGUAGAUUUAAGUCUGAUUUAUAGCUUUAAAAAUAAUGAUGAAAUUAAAGCAAUAGAUUAUUUUCACCAACUUAGAUGUCAGGGUACUUUUUCAGAUGCCAGGGUACAUUUCACUAAUUCAUGUGAACUAUUUUGUAAUCAGUUGUAACCUUUAUUUGUUGUAGUCUUGCCGACGCAAAAUAAAUCUUAGUUUGUGUUAUUUUACCAGUAUAUUUCUUCACAGGUAGAUGUAUGUAAAAAGAUUUUUAGAUUCUGGUAUGUGUAUAGGUACGUGUAGAAAUUCAUGUUUGCAUUGUUAAUGGUCUGUUAAAACACCUCUGCCAAUUAAAAAUUUUUAUUACAUGAUAUAAUUUCUUUAUCCAAGUACUGUGUAUCUGCCAUAAACAUAUAACAUCGAACAUUUGGCAUUGUGGAAGAAGUAAAAGAAAUACAUGUAAUGUGAAAGGUAUUUCUACACGAGCCUAUAUAUAUAUAUGAUUAUUGAUUUUAGAAAUAUGUUAAUCAUUGUGUUAAUUUAAUGUGUAAUAUGCUAACAUUCAGGUGUUGAACUAUUUAAUUUGCAAGUGAAAUGUGUUUUAUUUUAUUUAAAAAUCUUGUGAUUAAAUAGGAUUUUUAAGGGUU